Messenger RNA from Penicillium waksmanii, 3141 nucleotides. RefSeq names its product nucleoporin Nup84/Nup107 family protein. The coding region runs from base 1 to 3141 and encodes 1046 amino acids. Gene Ontology annotation, biological process: regulation of DNA-templated transcription; post-transcriptional tethering of RNA polymerase II gene DNA at nuclear periphery; protein import into nucleus. The transcript is spliced from 5 exons. NCBI's taxonomy places the organism in Eukaryota, Fungi, Ascomycota, Eurotiomycetes, Eurotiales, Aspergillaceae. Gene Ontology annotation, molecular function: structural constituent of nuclear pore. Gene Ontology annotation, cellular component: nuclear pore outer ring; nuclear pore. The record is from RefSeq and is a predicted model, not a curated record.
AUGGCGCCACUUACUAGAUCCGCAAGAACAGCGGCUUCAGGUGGCCCGACUCUGCGAUCAGAGGCCGCUCAACCACUCCGCAAGGAACCAGAAAUUAUCAGCAUUGACGAGGACGAAGAGGAUGAACCCAUGGAGGAUGAAGAGGUCUACGAAGAUGAGGAAGAGCUAGAGGAAGAUGAGGACCAAGACGGUGACAAUGAGGAUGAUGAAAUGGACGAGGCCGGCCGCUUCUAUGGUGACGGUGCGGCGGAUUCUGGAUCCGCCUUCCCUGUAUUGGAACCCAGUCUCAAAUCUGUCAUGGGGGUGUCCAACAGGUCUCAAGGUUCGCCUCAGCUGUUUACCGCCGCCGGCGCGCAAGAAGCAUUCGACCCCCUUCGCCGCACCGCCGACCGCGUCACAAAGCAAAUCGAGGCAUUCGCCAAGGAACUCGACCAGUUCAAGCAGAAGAACUCUAUCGAUGACUUCCAAAACAUCCAAGCCGCAUACGAACUCGUCGACAAGUACCAAAAGCUCACGAAAAAUGCCAUCCAAGAGACCGAAAAGCAACAAAAGCUCAAACGCGCGAAGAAUUUCCGGUCAAGCGGCAGCGAAGACCCCAAGGCGGAGGAAGAAUUGCGACGUCUGCAGCUGGAACUCGAUACUUGGCGUCUUCUUCUGAAUCUGAUCAGUAUCGACGACCCGGCGAGUCGAGCCAGCUACCAAGAAGGACGCCAAGCCGCUUUCCAAAAUUUGCACCGCUACUCAUCCGAUCGUGAAAUUUGGGAACAAUUUUUGAACUCUGAUCAGUACGCUCUUGAGUGCGUUGUGGCUAUGAAAUGGCUCGAGGAGACUUCGAAGACGGGCGACAGCGAGCUUGAGUUUCUGAUCACCGAUAUGGAGGCUCAGGCGGAACGUGGCCAAGGCCUGUGGUCUCAUGGGUGGCUCUUCACUAAAGAAGCUAUUAAAGGACACAAGCGAUUGCGAGCUUGGCCCCAGCCGUUAGAACCCAAUGAUACAGCACACGCGAUGUUGAAAACCGACGAUCAAAAGCCGCUCGUUACACAGCUGGACCCUGAUGCGCUUCUUCGACAAAAACACAGCCUGCAGGCACAGGACGAGUUCUACGAACGGGCUACAUGGAUGACCUGUUGGAAGAUGCUUCGACAGGGUGAGAAUUGGACCAAAAUCCGCGAAUGGGCCCAAAGCCGCCUCGAAAACUGGAGAGCUGUUAGCCUUUGCGGCUCGAGUGUUGAUUCAAACAGCACUAAGACUCGCACUCCAGUCAACGAUGGAUUGACGCGCCUAAUGAAUGCUCGCGCACAAGACUCUUGGCGCGCUGCCUGCUCUGCUUUGGCGCGCAAUACCAGCGCAGGUGAUUUCGAGCGUGCAGUCUACGGCUUGCUGUGCGGCGAAAGUGACUCAGUUGUCAAGGUCUGCAGCAGCUGGGAUGACUACCUUUACGUGUAUUUCAACCGCAUCGUCCUCUCACGCUACCAGGGAUUCUGCAAGCAGUUUCAACGAAAGCUGAGCCAUUCCCCUAACAGCACGGUUGUAUUCACGCCUGAGCCAGCUGGACACGCUGAUCUACAAAAGUUCUUCCAGUACUUGCGAGGCAACGAGCGAGUUGGCAGCGAAGCACGCAACCCAUUCCGCAAUCUACAAGCAGCCAUUCUCAGCAAGGGAUACGAUUCUUUCUUCUCCCUUUUGGCCCAAGCGGUCUCUCAAGUCAGCGUCAACAUACAUGGGACAGCAUCUGUCAUCCCGGAUAUCCCGCGCUCGCAGGUGGAUGAUGCGUACCUCAUCGCUGCAGAGGAUGAAGAGGCUGUUAAGAUCGCGACUCACGUUUAUCUUGUCGCCCGAUCUAUCGGCUACUCUCGCGCCGAUAAUACCAAGACCGCGUCUGUUGUUGUAGCUGGGUAUAUCGCCAAUUUAGAAGCGAGAGGCCUUUUCGACCUCAUUCCCCUAUACGCCUCUCUUCUGCCGACAGAUAUGUGUCACAGCGUCUUCUCGAAGAUCUUGAUUGACAUCGUGAACCCGAAGCAGAGGAAGGAUCAGGUUCGCCUCAAUCAAAAGCAUGGUAUCGACAUCAAUGCCGUCCUAGACGUGCAAUGGUCUUGGUUAAGCACUGGUGUCUCUUCAAUCGAGCAUUUGCCUGGCCUCACUGGCUACUCGAGGGUGGUGCGCAGACAAGAUGGUUCGCGACUGCUCGUACCGCCUAAGAAGGACUUGAUCGGAACAUCCAUCGCAGACGAGGACGAGAAUAUGAUCCGGAGUCUCGAAUGGCUUCGCUACGUGGGUGGCCAAUGGGUCAAGAUCUGCAAGCUUGGAGCGUGGCUCUACCGCAAAUUCUUCGUUGCGGGCAAGCUAGCAGCUGCUAGGGAGCUCAGUCAUCGCAUGUCGUUGUCUGAGAUCUCUCAGGAAACAUUUGGAUUUGACAUCCUUGAAUUCCCUGCUCUGGAUGUGGAUCAAUUCAUUGCAGAGAAGAGUGCGCCUUCUAGCCCGACCAAGUCGAGGAAGAACAGUGCCCAUCGACGCAGCCUGUCUAGUAACAACGGUCUGGCGGCCAACAACCCCGCCAAUGCCAACCAACAAUGUGCUCUCAUGUUGAACUUUGAGAGUCUUGCUCUUGGAUUUGAUAGUCUGGAGAACUUUGCCAUUCUCUAUGAUCAGAUUUCGAGGACCAAACGUCGACGAGACUCCGGUACGGUGAAGGAUCUGUUCACCGAACUAGGCGACCAUCUUGGUUUCAUUGAGCAAAGUGUCGGUCAGAUGGUGGAGGUAGCUGACUGGCCUGGUACGGCCGAGAAUGCAGCCGAGGAAGAAAAGGAUUAUGCAUACAUCCGUCGCACCUAUCUCCCUGAAUUGAUUCUGGACUACCACAACGCCUUGUACUACGCCAGCAACACCCUUGAACAGUCGGAGCUGCUUACCCAGUGCAUGGUUGUGGCCACACUGGUUGCAAAAAUCCCGCAUUUGACGCGUAGCUUCACUGAGGCGCAGCGCAUGGCUGAACUAAUGGAUGUCUUGGCAUUGGCGGGUAAAGCCAUGAUUCUCACGGAUCCAAAACAUGAUGCUGUUCAGGAAAGUGGCCAAACUCUCGGGGUGUGGAGGGUUAGUGUUCCAGAGGGCGACGACACUGCCAUGUUGCAGCAGAUCAAGUGA